Molecule: messenger RNA, 569 nt
Organism: Bolinopsis microptera
Lineage: Eukaryota; Metazoa; Ctenophora; Tentaculata; Lobata; Bolinopsidae
Exons: 4
Coding region: 147-569 (140 amino acids)
Source: RefSeq, a predicted model, not a curated record
UGUGAUUUUAACAACAACUGAAGAGAGAAAUAGAAACAACUGAUAAUUUCAGACGUUGACGAGAAACUGAAGAGAAAAAUAGAGAGUUACCAAGAAAGAGAAAUCAAAAGUGAAACAAAAAUCAAAACCAAAAGUGAAACCAAAAGAUGACAAGUUCCAUGGAUCCGGGUGUGAUUGGAGAUUUGAUACGAACACUACCUCACCAUCUCCUUCCACCUUGUAAAUAUGAGUGCAAAGGAGGAGCUAAAUAUUAUGGAGAGAUAGUGGACUUCAAGAGACAGGGCCGGGGAAUAAUGACUUACCCUGACGGAGAUUUAUACGACGGUUUCUUUAAUGCGGGAGUAAAGGAAGGACAGGGAACCCAGAAGUGGUUGGACGGUUCAUUUUACCAGGGACCCUUUAAAGAAGGAAAGAGACACGGGAAAGGAGUUCACCAGUGGCCUACUGGCGAGAUGACGCUGAGAAACGAGAUCAUGGGAUCCGAGCUUAACAUGCUGAGAAUUGACAAAGCUAAUUUCUUAAAAGAAAAACGCUUAGGUUCAAAUGGAAAUGGGAAUAGAUAUGACUGA